AGACAGUUCGCUGUUCCACUGGUUCGACACAAUUUGUUGAUAAACUUAGAUUAUAUACCUAUUGAUAAAUGAAAGUAGAGGUUAAUAAAACUAUUCUGUUAUAUUUGUAUAAAAUUGAGAAAGUUUAAUAUAUAACGUGGAUAGAUUAAGUGACUGCGAGCAACUUUGUGUCUGAUAUAGUUUUUUUUCCAUGUAUUCGAGUUUGUGAUACACCAUCAGUUGUUUUGUUUACGUGGUUGUAAAGCUUGUUGUGGCUUCAAGGAAAUACAGAAAAUGUCGAACAAAAAAUAUGGUCUAAUACUGGCAGAAAAAGGUAAAAAGCAACCAGUUUUCCAGGCUUCGCGAAAUGUAUUUGGGAAUGAAUCCGAUUCUGAAGACGAUGCAAAUAAAAAGCCUGUUUUGCUUAGACCAAGCGAUAAUACAACAAGACAGGCAAAAAUAACCCAGGAGAAAGCCCUAACUGAAGAUCCAACAGUUUAUCAGUAUGAUGAAAUUUAUGAAGAAAUGGUAACUAAGAAAGAAAAAGUUAAGGUGAAGACAAAAGAAGAAAAAAAGCCACAGUAUAUAGAAAACUUGAUGAAAGCAGCCAACAAACGCAAAAUAGAGAAUGAGAGAAGAAUUGAGAGACAAGUGCAAAAGGAAAGGGAAUUGGAAGGAAGUGAAUUUGAGGAUAAGGAAGUCUUUGUGACAUCAGCUUAUAAAAAGAAAUUGGAAGAAAUGCGUUUGGAGGAAGAGCAGGAAAAACGUGAAGAGUAUUUAGAGAGUAUUGGAGAUGUCACAAAACAAAAAGAUUUAGGUGGUUUCUAUCGUCAUCUUUAUGAACAAAAAUUGGGUAAGGAAAAAGAAGUAAAUGUAGAUACUCCAGAAUUGGCAAAGGAAAAGACUACUCAAAGGCCUAAAACAACAUCUGAGUCUAUUGAUACUCAAAAGAAAAGAAAUUAUAGGAAAAGAAAAUCGUCAGAUAGUAAAACCAGAUUAUCUGAAGGAGAAAUUGAGGAUUCUGAUGAAGAAAUUAAUCGCGUCAACCUUGAUGACAUCCGAAUGGCAAAAAGAAAUAAACAAGAAGAAAAUAUUGAUGCUGACUCUGACUUUUCAAUUGAUGAAUCUAGUGAUGAAGAAGGUAAUAGUGAGGAAGUAAGCCAGAAAAAUAAGGAAAAAAAGCUUUCGAAAAAUGGUACCAUAAAAACAAAUACAAUAGAAAAAGAAAAUGCUGGUAGAGAUAAAUCACCCAAGCCGGAGAAACAAGAACUCAAGGAGAAUAAAGAAACUAUAGAGCCUAAACCAAAAAUUGAUAUUUGGAAAAAGAGGACUGUCGGUCCAGUUUUUGAUGAGGCUCUAAAGAGGUAUUAUGAAAGAAAAUCUGCAAGGGGCUGCUAGAAAAACAAAACGUAUUAUUGUUCUAAAGAUAUAAUUUUGUUUUCAAGUCUUGUUUUAUUGAAUGUUUCCUUAAACUACAACAUAAUGAGCCUUGCAGUGAACUGAAACAAAAAAUAAAGUGUGAUUAGGACAUAAUACAGAAUUAAAGUAAUUAUAAAACAGUGUA
Trichoplusia ni (cabbage looper) is the source of this 1543-nucleotide messenger RNA. RefSeq names its product nuclear speckle splicing regulatory protein 1. Lineage: Eukaryota; Metazoa; Arthropoda; Insecta; Lepidoptera; Noctuidae. The coding region runs from base 274 to 1377 and encodes 367 amino acids. The transcript is spliced from 5 exons. The record is from RefSeq and is a predicted model, not a curated record. Gene Ontology annotation, biological process: regulation of alternative mRNA splicing, via spliceosome.